Aspergillus chevalieri is the source of this 1044-nucleotide messenger RNA. Its product is annotated as alpha/beta hydrolase. NCBI's taxonomy places the organism in Eukaryota, Fungi, Ascomycota, Eurotiomycetes, Eurotiales, Aspergillaceae. The record is from RefSeq and is a predicted model, not a curated record. The transcript has a single exon. The coding region runs from base 1 to 1044 and encodes 347 amino acids.
AUGAGGUUGUUCGGAAACACUAUCGCCGCCCUUGGCAUGAUGCUUCCCAUUCAUCAAAUGUCAGCAUGGGCACAGAAUCUGUCGUACGGAGCCGAUAACUUCUACCGCAGCGAUAUCGUGACGGUUACCCCCGUCACCUUCCAGGAUCAAUACCGCACGACAAUCCGGAGAAAUCUUUUUACUCGUCACAAUCUGAGUCACAGCGUCGAGUCCCCUGCUGUUAUUGUCGGCCAUCCAAUGGGCGCGGUGAAGGAGCAGAGCGCGAACCUCUACGCGGCGAAAUUGGCCGAGCGAGGCUUUGUCACCAUCUCGUUGGACCUUCCUUUCUGGGGCGCCAGCGAGGGUGAGCCACGCAACGGGGUAUCUCCAGAUCUCUAUGCAGAAGCAUACAGUGCCGCAGUCGACUAUCUCGGCACACAGGACUCUAUUGAUCGUGAGCGGAUUGGCGCCCUCGGCAUUUGUGGAAGCGGUGGUUUCGUGAUCAGUGCAGCGAAGAUUGACCCGCGCUUGAAGGCCAUCGCAACAGCAAGCAUGUACGAUAUGGGAGCCGUCAACCGCGAUGGGCUACGGAAGUCACAGACCCUUGAGCAGCGCAAAGCUAUCAUCGCCGCGGCAGCCGAGCAGCGCUGGGUCGAGGUGGAUGGGGGCGAGGUUCAGUACUCAGGCGGCGUCCCAAGUCAAAUAACAGCAAACACGAGCGCGGUUGACCGUGAGUUCUAUGACUUCUAUUUCACCCCGCGUGGCGAGUUCAUUCCUGAAGGCACGAGGCGGGAGCUCGCGACACAACGGACAAAGUCAAGUAACCCGAAGUUCAUGAACUUCUACCGAUUCAAUGAUAUUGAUUCGAUUUCGCCCCGCCCUCUUCUAUUCAUCGCAGGCGACCAGGCACACUCGCGUGAGUUCAGCGAGUACGCUUAUGCGCGUGCAAGGGAACCAAAGGAGCUGUUCUGGGUGGCAGGCGCCGGUCACGUCGACCUCUAUGAUCGUGUGGGCCUCAUCCCUUUCGAUAAGCUCACCCAAUUCUUCCGGGUGAACCUUCGUUAG